UCUCAAACUUAUUAAAUUAUGAAACAUGUGCUGCACCUGAGUGCACCUUGGUCUCCCGUGGUGAUUGGAGGGGUGAGGAGAGACGUCUGGAAGCCCCACCCUCCCCAGAGCCAGCCCAGCCCAGGAUCCCUCUCUUUCUCUCUUCCUUUUGGCAGACAGUGAAGACGUUAAUCUCUUUCAGCGGAAGCAGGUUCCCUUCGUUUCUGUCCUGAGAGGAGGCCUAACAGGAGCGGACCCCAGGUCACCAUGAGCUCUGCCAUCACCGGCUGGGAGCACCCCGACCCUCUGCAGAGGGCGGACGACGGGCUCAACUGUCACCAUGAUGGCCAAGGCGGGAAGAAGGCCAGGCAGGCCGGGAGCUCCAGCAGCAGCCAACCAACCUAUAGCGUCCUGGAUGUCCCACCGUGGUACCUCUGCAUUCUCUUGGGCAUCCAGCACUUCCUCACGGCCCUGGGGGGACUCGUGGCAGUGCCACUCAUCCUGGCCAAGGACCUGUGCCUGCAGCAUGACCCCCUGACUCAGAGCUACCUCAUCAGCACCAUUUUCUUCGUCUCUGGCCUCUGCACUCUCCUGCAAGUGUUUUUAGGAGUCAGGCUGCCCAUUCUCCAGGGAGGGACAUUUGCUUUCGUGGCACCCUCCCUAGCCAUGCUCUCCCUUCCUGCUUGGAAGUGCCCUGAGUGGACAUUCAAUGCCAGUCUGGUGAACACCAGCUCUCCUGAGUUCACCGAGGAAUGGCAGAAGAGGAUCCGAGAGUUGCAGGGUGCCAUUAUGGUUGCAUCCUGUGUCCAGAUGCUAGUAGGAUUCUCAGGCCUCAUUGGGUUUCUCAUGCGCUUCAUUGGCCCCUUGACCAUCGCUCCGACAAUCUCCUUGGUGGCCUUGCCUCUCUUUGAUUCUGCAGGCAGUAACGCUGGGGUCCACUGGGGGAUUGCUGCCAUGACCAUCUUCCUCAUCGUACUGUUUUCUCAGUACCUGAAAAACGUCGCAGUACCUGUGCCGGUUUGUGGAGGAAAGAAGUGCCACACGUCUAAGUUCUACCUGUUUCAGGUCUUCCCGGUGCUGCUGGCGCUCUGCCUCUCGUGGCUUCUCUGCUUCGUGCUCACGGUCACCAACGCCCUUCCCACAGCCCCCACGGCCUAUGGGCACCUGGCCCGCACUGACACCAAAGGCAAUGUGCUGAGCCAGGCUCCUUGGUUUCGCUUCCCUUACCCAGGACAGUGGGGUCUCCCCACCAUCAGCCUGGCCGGGGUCUUUGGGAUCAUUGCAGGGGUAAUCUCCUCGAUGGUGGAGUCCGUAGGCGAUUAUUAUGCCUGUGCCCGGCUGGUGGGGGCCCCCCCACCUCCGAGGCACGCUGUCAACCGUGGCAUUGGCAUCGAGGGUCUCGGCUGUCUGCUGGCGGGGGCCUGGGGGACAGGGAACGGCACCACCUCCUACAGCGAGAACGUCGGGGCGCUGGGCAUCACCAGGGUGGGGAGCAGAAUGGUGAUGGUCGCUGCCGGCUGCUUGCUGCUGGUGAUGGGCGUAUUCGGGAAGAUAGGGGCUGCCUUUGCCACCAUCCCGACCCCAGUGAUCGGAGGCAUGUUCCUGGUGAUGUUCGGGGUCAUCACUGCUGUGGGGAUCUCCAAUCUUCAGUAUGUGGACAUGAACUCAUCCAGAAACCUCUUUAUCUUUGGCUUCUCCAUCUACUGUGGGCUCGCCAUUCCCAGCUGGGUGAACAACAAUGCUGAGAAGCUCCAGACAGGGAUUCUCCAACUGGACCAGGUCAUCCAGGUGCUGCUGACCACGGGCAUGUUUGUUGGUGGAUUUCUGGGCUUUUUCCUGGACAACACCAUCCCCGUGCACCUGCAUUCUAGAAACAAAGCGUGGAAAGACCCGCCCUUUGCCGGUGAGGCAAGGAUGGUGCUCGUAGAAGAUUGUUCCCUCCCGCAGCGGGAGCUCAGGGAACGCCCCUGCGAUGGGACUCUGGAUGGACCAGGAAGAGAAGGAAGCCUGGAGGAGAGAGGCCUCCUGGUGUGGAAUCAGAUGCAGGAGGACUCCGAGGAGACUGCAAAGGCCUUGGAGGUGUACCGCCUGCCCUGCGGGAUCGGCACCAAGGUCUGCACGUCCUCCUGCACCCAGUACCUCCCCUUCUGGCCCAGGCUGGGAGCCGGGAGCCGGGAGCGGGGCCGGAACCUGCUGGCCCGCCUCUUCCAGGACCCCUCUGGAGCGCGCGGGAAGGGCGCCUCUGAAACCAAGCUGUGACAAGAAUGUCCUCACGCCUGUCCCAACGUGCUCUUCACCCCCCUCCCCAACCUCAGGAGCUCAUCUGCAUGGCGAGGAGGGGUGGGCACCCUGCACGCAGGGCAGCCAGAUGAGUACUGAUUAUGGCCAUGAGGAGGGUGCUGCUUUGAUACACUUGGACGCCACAGCCUUCCACAUGCUCCAGCGAAAACCAGGCCCCCACCUCCAGCGUCAGCCCGUGUGACCCAGGGUUCGCCCAGAUGCGCUGGGCCCACACGUUCUCGGUCAUACUUUGAUGCCUUGGGACCAAGAGGCCUAGGGUGGCAGAGGGGACGGAGGUGGGGCUGUCUGCUGGAAGGCACCAGGAACAGUUGUCUUCGAGCCCCUCUUGUCCUCCUCUCCCUGGCACCUGCCCCUGGAGUCUGGCGCCUCAGGAGAGAUGAGGAGGACCCCCUGUUCCCCCAGCGCCUGCUCUGACCUCCUGGUGCUCCAGGCCGCCCCUGGCUCAAGCUGUUUGUGAUGGAAGGUUCUUAACGUGCACGUUCUUGGAAUCGAGUGCCCGGACUCUGGCUUAGGCUUUGCCUGCUCGUGCAGGCUGCCAAGGAAUCAGAACCCACUCCACCAAAUGGCCUCCCUCAAGAGUGCAGCAUGAACUCCUGCCUGAGUUUCCAGCUGUCUGGUCUGCCCUGCAAAUUUCAGAUUUGCUGUCUCCACCAUUAAUACUUAAACUGAUACCUACCCCCGUACCCUUACCUGUCCUCUGGGGUCUGUUUCUCUGACAGGUAGGUGCUGACUCAUACAGGACGAUAUCAUCAGUCAAGACAAAGGAAGAUACCUUUGUAGGAAGAGGCCUCGGUGGGGAGGACGGCAGGGCAAGGCCCAUCGGAGGGGAUGUUAAAGCGACACAGACGUCCUGGGCUGCACCACAGCCAGUGAUCCCUGCGGGUGGGGAGCAGAGGGAUGUUGGAUCUGAAGAGUGGAGGCAGGGACACUCCUAGCACAUGGCCACGGGGAGAAAGGACACAGCAUUCCCCUGAGGUCUGCCCUGGCCAGGGUCCGCUGCCACACAAUGCUCCAGGACUGAGGGCUGCACCGGAGUGGGUGGGGGCCACUUGGAGAUGGCACGUGUUCCUUGAGGACCUACUCUGUGCAGGCACCUCUGUAAAGGCUGAUUUCUCCUUUCCCACAUACUGGAUUGUCCUUGACCUUGUCCUUGGGGGCCUGGACGGGGGCAGGUGUGAGUGCUCCUCUCCCCUUCCUUCCCAGCACCCGUGUGGGCGACCCCGGGGGUAAAGGCCUGCCCGCGCCUCCUUUGGGUUGUUCAUCAACAGUGGUGUGCUGCCUACAGUC
Messenger RNA from Mustela lutreola (European mink), 3567 nucleotides. RefSeq names its product solute carrier family 23 member 2-like. Gene Ontology annotation, molecular function: transmembrane transporter activity. The transcript has 13 exons. The record is from RefSeq and is a predicted model, not a curated record. NCBI's taxonomy places the organism in Eukaryota, Metazoa, Chordata, Mammalia, Carnivora, Mustelidae. Gene Ontology annotation, cellular component: membrane. Gene Ontology annotation, biological process: transmembrane transport. Bases 247 to 2238 code for a protein of 663 amino acids.